Messenger RNA from Symbiodinium natans, 1035 nucleotides. Lineage: Eukaryota; Dinophyceae; Suessiales; Symbiodiniaceae. The record is from the annotation of a GenBank genome assembly.
AUGCUUUGGAGCAGAUGGGCUUGCGAAGGCCCGACGCAGCGCGAUGCAGAAACGCUGUCAGGCACGCUCAGUCAGCGGACGCCGUUCGCAUCGCCCCGCAAGCUGGAGCGAGAAGCAUGGGGUGAAGCGGCGCCGGCUGAACCACGCGAUGCCACCCCAAGGUUCAUGCUCCCAGCUUCGCCUACGUUGCUGCCAGCUCCCGCCCGAGAGCCGCUAUGCUGGCAGGACGCCCGCCCGCCACGCGAGGCACCAGGCGCAUCGUGUUCUUGGCUGUUCGUGCCGCUCUUCCAUGCCGCUGCUGGCGCCCUGACGCAGGCAGCCACACACGAGUGGAAAUGCCAUCCCUACAUCGGCGUACGCUCUGCGGAGCUGGCAGGUGCGUUACGGCGAGCGCCCGCCGCGCAGCCUUCUACGAUUCUUCGCUUCUUCCUCGCCGAGCUUGCGUGCGUCGACCGCGACCCUGCCCACCGAGCGGCCGACGUCGCCUGCGCAGAAGCGCUGACCGCGUUGCCGGCCGCGCCUUUGCUUUUGGCGAUCGCAGUCGUCCGUUGUAUGGAUGUGCAAGGAUAUGUCCCCGCUGCAGCGCAAGUGGCCCUGCUCCAAAUAUACCGUGGCGCAGCCGUCGCUUCUGCGGCCCAAACGUUGGCGGAGGAUGCGCGGCGCGCUCGGAGCGUGCCAAGGACGGCUGAUGUUACAAUCUCGAUGGCCGCCACUCAGUCCCACUCUGCCCGGAUCGCGACCCUGGACAACGUCGACCUCGUUGACGAGUUGCGCCACCCAACCCCAACGCUGCAAGAUGCGGUCGGGCCGGAGGGGCAGGUGGUCCCGCAGCAAUGGCUAACAGGCCAGGCCUUGCAUGUGCUGCGAUGCCACCCUGGGCCGUGCAACAAGCAGUGGCGGGGACAGCGCUUGGCUGCGCGUGGCCCACUGCCUCGCCCACCAGCACGGCAGAUGCCCCGCCGCUUGAACGCGUGCUCGACGGCGCGGGUGCGGAGUCCUGUAGUCGGAUGCCGUUCAGGGCGUAGGAACCUGUAG